CCGUGUAUCCCAAUCAAUAUGUUAUUGGCCAGUUGUAGACAAGGCACUGGGUCUUAAGCCUUGUGGAGACUAUCAUUUUACGAACGUGACAAGAAUGAGCAACGCGCCUUAUUUUCUUUUAGCUGGCCCAGCUGGCUUCAGAUGGUAUCUCAACAAAUCUGAUCCAACCGCUAAAAUUUACUUGUUCGAGUAUAAAAAAACACAAGCCAACAACGGCACUGUUUACUCGAUGGUUAUGGACACGCCCGGCUCCUCGUUAAAAAGGCUGGUGUCUGCGAAUUUGAUUCUGGCCAAACGGAACAUCACCAUGCUGAUUAAAUCAUCGGACGGCGCCUUAAUGGCCAGGGCCAAAUAUAAGAACACCGAAGACGAAACGUUGCUCGAGCUCACGCUCGAUAUUAACAAUCAGAAGCAUUUUGAUGCUAGUUUUUCAAUCAACAGGGAGCCGAGCCCCAAUGGGUUUAAGUACUUGCCCAGGGUUUAUUUGGGGGUCAACAAUGAACGGGUCGUAGACUUACAAGGCCACGUGACUUUAACGAGUAAAAAUGGCAUAGCUCAAUACUAUGUUAAUUUGAAGUUCCAAACUAAACGGCUAAGAUCGAAACUAAUUGGUUACAUUACGAGGAAAGAGUCCUCGUUAGCCAUACAAAUGCAUCUGGAUUAUAAAUUUCAGAACUCCAAGGAGCAUCGGCUUGUUUUGUAUUAUUAUCUGGCCAACAACUCCAAGAAUAAUAUGGUCGUGUUAAGGGGUAGUUGCAACUUAAACAGCACCGCAUAUCCGGAGUUCAACUUCGACACAAACGUCACAUUCUUCAGGACGGACGCCAGGAUGGACCUGAACGUGACCUUGAACCAGAACCCACUAACCAUAGGACACCCGGACGCCGAUAGGCAAACUUUAACAUUUUUAUUCACGCUCUCCCACAAAUUCCUGGACAAUAGGAACAUGAUAAGCUCGCAAGUUGCCGUGGCCAGACCCUCGAACAACCUAAACAUCAACGGCAUGCUGAAUUAUGAACACAUCAGGGACGAUAUUAACUGUAAACUGUCUGUUACAUCGAACGGAAAAGAAGUCGGGUUUAAUGUGUUCUGGUCGCACCCGCGCACAACAUUGGAAAAGAUCAAGCUGCACACGAACGUAACGAUCCCCUCGUUCCGGCCGAUGAUUCUGAUAUUGGAAAUCGAGGAGAAACAAGCGAAGAAUUAUAUGUUCGACAUCAAAGGCACGUGGUUUAGCGGCGACACAGUCACCGUUAAUGGCAUAUACCAAGACAGGAGCACAAUUGAGGAAGAUCACCAUUUGAAGCUGACCAUUAAGUCGCCGCAAAUUAACGAGCUGGACGUUCACUUGAAUUACUUCAAAAACACCACGUUGUGGCUGUUCGACCUCAAGGGCAACAAAAGCGAGUACAUUCUGUACUUGGAGAGGAACACGGCACGGGAAUCGAUAACCAACGCGAUCGUAAAGUACAAGAAGAAACUGUACACGUUGAACAGCUCGGUGGAGAACCGGAACGAUUACCGAAAGGCGGAGGUGUCUUUGAAAAUUGACCAAUUACGAGAUAUUCACUUUUUGCUUUCCGUCUAUAACCGCCAGACUUACAAAGCGUUUGAAUUUGAUUUGAAAUGGGACGCAAACAGAGAUCCGACGCAAAAACUGUUAUUUACAUCUAAUUUUUCACAAAUCGCCAAAUUUAAUCAGAACGCCAACUUUUAUAUCAGCUAUCCUGGACGAACGGUCGUUGGAAAAUACGAGUUCCUGCUUGAAAGAAACAAAAUUGACACGUUGGCGAGUAUAUCGUGGGACGACGACAGGACUUUAGGGUUGGAUUUCUUAGCGACGGUGGAGACCAAGAACCGUCUGGCUUUGGAUCUGAACAUGCAAAUCAAUACGCCAUUCGAAUCGUGGCGGGUGAUGAAGAUAACUGGCAGGUUCGACCACUUGAAGGAUAUGUACGCGUUGCGGGGUGGAGUGACGUGGGACCACAGGCAAAGGAUCCUGCUGGACUUUUACGGUGAUAGAUUAAUCACCACCAAAGACGCGAAUUACGAUUAUAAAUUUAACCUGAACAGCACUCUCCACAAUAUACCGAGCAUUGCUGCUAAGGUCAUACAUUACCAAAAUUCUUCAUCAUUUAACUCCAAUUUGCAUUUUAUGUACAAUCCGGAGAACAAAAUCGACGUCGACAGCAAAUGGAAAAUUAUUAAAGAAGGUACCCACACAAAUCUAACCGGAUAUGUGUUUUUAAAAACACCCUUCAAGGGACUGAAUCGGGGUGUUUUGAUCAGCAAAAUUUUCCUAAACGGCCAGAAAUACAUAAGGGGCGUUGCGGAGUUGGAUUUGGACAAUAAACGGAUUUUUGGUAAUUUAGAGGGCCAAUUCAAAAAAUUAACCAACAGCAUGCUCAUCAUCAACGUGACUUCGGACGAGGAGGUCUACCAGGGGAGGUUCAUCUUGUCCGAAGAAAGAAGGCAUGUGGCGGCUCAACUGAUAUACCCCAACGGCAGUUUGGGAACCGAAAUAUUAUUUUCGAUGCAAACUUUCAGCGAUUUUGAUAUCAAGUUCAUUCUGGACACUCCCAUCAGUUUUCUCACGCACGUUGUUGCUGUUGCCAGAUUAAAACCGGGGGAUGCAGAUUUUCGUCUCGGCUGGAACUUUCUAUUGGUAGGAUUCUCAGGAGUUUGGCAUUAUGCUAAUGUAACUGACUUCGAAUACGCAUAUAAGAUUUACACUCCUAUAGAAGAUUUCGAAGAAAACGGUGUAGUUGGUAAACUUAUAUUCAAAGAAGGUUUAGACUUUGAAGUUUCUAUUAAGUUAUCUAAGUACAAGUUGGGACUGAAACUGGUGGGCAAACCGAAGCCGAAGCUGCUGGAAGACAUGAACAUCAAAAAACAAGAAAUUUACGGACUGCCAGACAAUGAAACGAUCAAUUGGGAGGGCCUAAUUGAAAUAGACGUCAUUACAUAUCCAACUAUGACCGGCAAGUUGGAAAUUGAUCAAAACGGCCACGAUUACACACUACAAGCCAAACUAAUUCUACCUGCAGGAGCAGCCAGAUUAAUCGACGUCUUUACAUUUUAUGAUAUUAUGCGACUGCAUAACAAGUUACAAAUAGAAACUCCGUACGAGACAUUCCGUACAAUUUCCUCGGACUUGGAACUUCACAUUGUACCAAACUACAUCUACUUACUGGACGCCAACUUCAAUUACCAAAACAAAAGCAAAUUAAUCGAGACGGCCGUUUUUGCCAAAUACAAGUCAGACAACAAGGAGCAACAGGACAGCAAAUACAACGCGACAUUGAGCGUCGUGACGCCGUUCGAAGCUUUGCCGAAGCUGCGCGUCUCCGCCAACUACGAGACCGAAUUGAACUUUUACAGGGGCCGAAUUUCGGCGACCACCAACAAGAACGCUUUCGAUUUGAAUGUGUCCUACGAGAUUAAGGGACAAGUAAACGAAUUCAACGGGGAUAUUACCGUUCAAACACCCUCCAUCUCUGUGCCUCCCUAUUAUGUUACAGUUGUCACUCAUUUCACGGACAAAGGCAACACCCUCAUGUCCAAAAUUAAUUGUCCUGAUCAAAACCUAGAUAUUUAUGUGAAGUCCUGGUGGGAGAUAAUAUCGAAGAAUGUGUUCGGCUGGUCGGUGGAGAUCGAGUCGUCACUCUCCGGCCUGGAAAAAAUGGAUGCCAACCUCCACGUUGACAUAGGACGUAAGAAGAGCCACGUACUGGCGGGAUUGAGUUUGAAUCCGUUCGUCGUUGACAUUUCCUCCCACAUAAUCGAAAACACUCUUAAUUUCAAUUCGACGCUGGAGAUCAACAAAAAAAGGAUUCCCAUUGUGGCUAAUUGUCAGUUGACACCGCGGGACGAAGACACGUCGAUUAUAAACGGAGAUUUACAAUUAAAAGACAAAACGUUCAAAAUAAAUGGCAUCGUCCACUUUCAAUCCCAAAUUCCUGUUAAUGUAUCGAUUCAAUUUGACCCGUUGGAUAAAACAGACAGUACGCGAGAUUCUGACAAGUUGACUGAAUUUAAUUUAUUUGCAACAGGGAACAACACAUUCAAUUGGGAAUUUCAGCUAAAGAUGAAAAUCCCCAAAAAGCGUGAGAUCACCAUGUAUUCGAAGGCGUACGGGACGGAGAACAAUAAACGCCUAGAAGUUAAUGUAACAACUCCCAUCCCGAAUCUGGAGAACCCGAGAUUCGGAUUGUCACUUAUAACUAACGGCUUGAAAAAGACGGUUAAUGGCUUCUUCGAAUUAGAGAAAUCAAAGGGGGACAUGCAUAUUAAUGUUAUUUGGGUGUUUUUGGAGAACAUGAUGAUCAAAGCGGCCGGACACUUCGAAAAUAAACAAAUUAAAACCGACUCCUACAUAGAGGCUUUCUACAAUAAUCCGAGGAAGGAGUACAAGUACUUAGAAAUUGGCACCGAUGUUAAUAUUGAUCAAUUGUGGGAGGGUGGAUCAAAUAUAACAUUAACCUUACCUACCGGCAAAAGUAUGGCACUCGAGGCUCACGUCAAACUGCCAAACAAUAAGAAGGACAUUCAUAGCAUAUCCGGUAACUUGAGCUAUGGAAGAAAAUUAAAAACUAUUUAUUAUCAGGCGAGAUAUAGUACGUCCGAGACCCAAAAGAGAUAUGGAUCAUCAGGACAAGUAAAUGUGGCAAACGAUGAAGACAUGAAGGGCGACAUUGAAAUAGAGUGGAACGGCAAAACGUUCAAAAACUUCGCUAAUUUAAAACGACCGAAAGACGUUGUGGAUUUAAUUUACAAAUUAAAAACACCAAAAUACCCCGAUCAACAUCUCUUUGUUGCCCUUAUCAAUUUCAAGAAGCUAACUGAUCGCUAUAAUAUAAGUGGAGAAGCGUAUUAUCCUGAAAAAACAUCGGUCGCUUACGGAACGGUAAAUUACAAAGAAUUAGGGAAUAUGAACGGUAUGUUUAAUAUAACAGUGCCGUACAAACGUAUUAACUUCACGGGUGCCUAUUUUAAUACUUUAACUAACGAUAAUGCGUAUAAUCGAUAUGUAAAAGUAUUUUGGAAUAAUGAGUCAGCAACUUUGGACGGCAUCUGUAACAUCAUGAGAGGACGGGAGGCAUCGGAAAGUAUUACCGAAGGGAAACUGAAUGUAACUUUGCCUUUGGCCACAACGCACAGGGUCGACGUGGAUUUCAAAUACGACAAAAAGGAAAAAUUAAGAGUCGGCGUGGCGAACAUAAAUUACAACAAAGAGAAAGUGUUGCUGGCGAAAUAUAAGUGUCUUGUGGAGAGACGUGAAAAUUUUAAUAAGAAAACAAUCCACGUAGAAUUAGAAAACGACAUGGUCCCAGUUGGAGCUGACUACGUUCACGGAACGGAAUAUAGCGCGGGAAGAGAGGCAGGAGUGGCAAGAAAGGCAACGAGGGAUCGCUUCAAUGCUCCUACUGUGGUGGAUGACAGCAAAUAUUUGCAUUUGUACCAUUUGAAGAACGCAUCGAAAUUUAAUGUGACCGGAGCAUUGGACGUAUCGACAAGUCCCACCGGUCAAAAGUACAUUGGCUCGGCGACUCAUUUAAACCGUACGGUUAAAUUAUGGAUGGAUUACGAUGUAUUAAGCAAACAAUACAAACAGCAUUCGCGUCUUGAAUUAAGUCCCACUAUUUGGAUAGAGUACGAUUUAGACCUUCGUAACGGAACUGUGGAUGAAACGUUCGACGCUCAACAAAUACAGAUCAACGUCUCCUAUCCUCGUAGAAAUUUCACGGCGCAGAGCUUUUAUAACAUAAGUGAUUCGAUUGUAUCUACUGACGUAUCUCUUGUGUGGGACAAAGACAACAAAAGAGUACAGGCAGGGUUGGACUGGAUGAGACUCUCGCCCUACAGGGACCAAAUUGAGCUCUUAUUAAAACAUCCUUCUUUCCAAAGGGACGUGUCAUUUUUCAGCGAGUACGGCUACAACGACACAUCAAUAGAUGUUGCUUUAACUGUGAACUACUCGGAAAACCCUGACCAAACAGUUACGAUGAAAGGAACUUUGAGCGAUCAUUCAAAUAGUUUUACAUCCAAUUAUACGUAUCUAUUAGAGGCUGAACAUAAUGCAACUUCGUUGUCUCUAAGAAGCUUUGGCGAUUUGUAUUGGAACAACGAUGGAUAUGGCACCGAACACAUAACACACUAUAAAAGGUCUUAUUUACCUUUGAGCACAGCUGAAACUUUCGCCAGAGUUAACUUAACUGAAAACACUAUCGAGCUAAAGAACCAGAACAUCGUAGCUGGAUUGUCUUAUUUAUGGGGUAGAUAUGGCGGAAACUUUCCUGUUUAUACUGCGAACAUAUCUGCCACACACGGGAUUAACGACACUUCCGGAGAGUUUCACCUCAAUUUAAGAAAAAAGUUACUUUAUCUAGAUCUUAAUAUGACUAAAGACGGUACACAAAGCCUUCAUGUACAUGGUUUAAUUCCGGACGCCAGAAGCGCAGCAUUUGACAUUUGGCGUGAUUACGAGGACAUUAGGGUGUCAGAUAUAUCUUAUUACCUACGACUGAAUCAUUCCAGAUUAAUCACGUCCAGUUUGUUAUGGAGAAGGGAUGUUGUCUCCGACGUUCAGAGUGUUAUUAGAAACGGCGUGGGAUCAUUCUACAAUGAUUCAUUGAAAGCAAUUAACGAAACUCAACAAUACGUGAUUGCCGAAAGUAUGGAAGCUAUGCAUGACAUUUGGAACGACGCUAAGCCUCUUGUAGAUGAGUUCCUUAAUGAUCUAAGGCAUUUGAGCGUGAUUGAGGAGGACAUCGAGGUGUUCAGGCGGUUCUUGAACGUGUCCUACGAAGCGAACGCGUUUUACAUGAAAGACAUUGCCGGAAUAAUUAACACGCUUUUUGACGAAUCAUCGCUGAAAGCCCAUUUAUCAUCUCUGCCGAAAAUCGUCCAGGAAAUAUGGCAAGUAAUGGGAUCAUCCGCUGAAAAAAUUAAUAAAGCCAUAAGGUGGGCUAUGGAAAUGCUUAACAGUUAUUACAAGAAUACCCACGAAUUUAUACACAAGCUUAUGUAUGGGGAUCCGAUUAAGCAUUUAACUGAUCUUUUGAAGGAAAUCGUCGAGAAAUACGAUGAGUACAUCAAGAGUGUGCACGUGGCGGUGCUCCAGUACAUGGAAAAGCUGUGGAUUCAAACUUAUUCGUUAAUUGUCGAUAACUGGCACAAAACGCUCGCUGCACUCGAGCCUACGUUCAUUAAAUUUUUGCAUUAUUUAGAGACAAUUGUGUGGAACACGAGCAAGGAAUUUUUGGAUUUCCUCUACAUCCGUAAAAACGAAAUAAUAGUGAACCCUUACUUCGCCAAGUUCUCUAAUUUUACACACGACCUUGAUAAAUUUUACAAGGAUAUUACCGGAAACAACACAAUUUCGAGUGUUUAUAAAUACAGCAAGAUCGCCUGGAACUUUCUGAAAGAAAAAUAUUUAAACAACGUGCCAUUCGCCAAAGAAGUGGAAUCAAUAAUUAACGAAAUAAUCUCGGAAAUCUCCGAACUACAAAAUAUACCGACAAUAAAGUACUUCAUGAACAAAUGCAAUGAAUCAUACGAAUUCAUUAAAUUCUACUAUGAAUACUUUAUAGUCGAAACAAACUUCCAGUACGUUUUAACCACUGUUUAUGCCAAGCUCACAGAUAAAACACCGACGGCUUUAGAAACUGACAACAGGCUGCGAGCAGCUAAAACUAAGUUUAUAUUUGACCCAAACGAAGGUAUAAUGCUGUUAGAACAAAAAUUACCCAUGUCUUGGCAUGCUUUUAAUGAAACUCCACGUUAUCAGGAAAUACCGGAAAUAAAGGCCAUUUACGGAUUAAAGGACUAUUUCGCCACAUCGCAAAUAUCAUUUUGGAAUUUGUAUAAUAAAUUCCAGCAACUCUCCAACCCCGCUGAUUGGCUUCCUCCGUUUAAAGGACAGGCGAUGCUUAUUGGAAGCAAAUAUUACGUUACGUUUGACAGGAAAUAUUACGAUUUCCAGGGUGGCUGCACCUAUCUUCUAGCGACAGAUUUCCGAGAUCGGAAUUUCACUUUGCUCGCCUCUUACGAUGUCACCGGUCAAUCCAAUGAACUCGUACUUAUCGUUAAUAACACUGUUGUCCACAUUGAUGUCUUCAAGAACAUCGUGAAAGUAGGCAAUUCGGAGUAUCUGCCGGUAGAGAUCGGAAAUACCUACGUAUAUAGGGAUGCUGACAUGGUAACUGUCGAUAGUCCAUUAGGGUUCUUACUAAAAUGCAAUAUGAAAUUUCAUAUUUGCAAUUUAGAAUUAUCGGGAUGGUAUUUCGGAAAGACAGGAGGAUUAAUGGGAACAUUAAACAACGAGCCUUCCGACGAUUUCCUGCAAUCGACUAAAAUAAAAGCAAACCAGACUAAUAUCGAAAGUUUUGCUAAUAGUUGGUCCAUAAAACACAAUUGUCCGACGAAAAAACCAACCAGGAAACGUAAAACGCAAGUGAAGCCCGCGAUCAAAAAACUCUGCGACGAAUUCUACACGAGUGACAUGUCAGAUUUGGCGGAUUGUUUUUCGAAAGUGCCCAAGGCGCCAUUUAUGCAGAUGUGUUUGAACGGUGCAACGGAAGAGGAAGCCUGCACCUCUGCAGUCGCCUACAUUGAAUUAUGUUUGUAUCAGGAUACACCGUUGCGAAUUCCGGACGUUUGUGUCAAAUGCAAGCUCCUAAACGGCACGGAAAUUGAGGAGGGCAAAAGCAUCCGACUGUCGCAAAGCCAGCUACCGGAGACGGCGGACGUGGUGUUCAUAGUGGAGGCCAAGCCCUGCAACACCAACGUGAGGAGGACGAAAAACAUGGACAUCGUGCUGGACUCCAUAAACAAGGAGCUGAUCGGUCGGAACUUCACCGACAACAAAUUCGGCGUCGUGGUCUUUGGAGGCAGUGGUGUGUACCGGGAACCUCGCAGCGUGGUCGUUAACGGCAACAUCUUUUCGCCGGCCAAGGAUGCCGGCAGGCACUUCGACAGGAUUCCCAUCAGUGGCGGAAACGUGGACGUUUUCGAGGCUGUGAUGUUCGCCCAACAAUUAGUAUUCCGUCCCGGAGCCGCGAAGAUUUUCAUACUUAUGCCGUGCAGCAAAUGCGACGAGAACAAAAUGGAGUAUGAUUAUUCGACUGUCCAGUCGCAGUUGUUCGAGAGCUCCAUCGCUUUGCAUAUUUUGAUGCACGCCGAAUUUUCCCAGCACAGGGACAGGGAUAAUAAAGUAUACGGUUUGGACAGCGAAGCGGUCUACACGAAGAAAGAUUUGGAGGGUAACCGCAAUUUGAAAAAGUACGUGGACCCGCCGAAAUCCAUUUUGGGGGUUUGCGUGGCUCUGGCAAACGAGAUGAAAGGUGCGAUAUUCUCGACGAAACCGCUGGUUUCCGGUGAAAAACAAGCGAGAAAAUUGUCCGGCGUUUUUGCAAAGCGCGUAGCUCAAUCGGCCACGCCGAAAAGCUGUUUGGACUGCGAAUGUACCGCGUCCAACUCAGGUGUUUCAUACAUGGAGUGCAAUUCGUGCAGGGGAUAUAUAUAGGACACGCAUGAUGAACCAGGACCGUGCGCCAGGAUUUCAAAAAGGAUGUAAAUAAAUAGAUUGCGACGUUCUAAACACUUAUAUUUGAGUUCAGAGUUUAUAAUGUAUGUAUUUUAAUAUUUCAUAAAUUAUAAAGUGAUUAAAAUUGAUUUUAUGUUUUUAUGUACUUCAUGUGGAUGGGUUAUUUAUUUAUUAUUUACUUGGUCAUGCCAGUUAGAUUUGUAAGUUGAAAGUUAAUUAUAAGUAAAGUUUGUUUUGAAACAAUAGAGGCCCCGUCAAUCCGGGUUAAAACAUAAUUUGCCAGCAAUGUAAAUCAAAAUAUGUACCGGAAAUUUUCGAGUAACAUAUAAAUAAACGUGGCAAGGCUAAUGUAGUAGGUACAACAAAUAUAGGGGGUGGCUAGUGUUUGUUGUUCAUGUAUAAAGUACAGUUGGUUUAUGUAAUAAUGUACGUACGCGUAUGAACAGUCAACCGAGUUCAACCCUUUUUACAUGUUUCAUUACGCUCAACUCUCAAAAGAUUUAUGCUAAAAUAUUAAUACGAUUUUCCAGCUUGUUUUGUAGUUCAUCACACACUUUUAUCCGUUAACAUACGUCUCUAUUAAAUAAUCCUAAUUUAUUCUAUGUAUAAUUAUGUUAAAUAAAUAUUUUUUAAUAUACUA
Messenger RNA from Aethina tumida (small hive beetle), 10187 nucleotides. RefSeq lists its product as uncharacterized. The transcript is spliced from 42 exons. The record is from RefSeq and is a predicted model, not a curated record. NCBI's taxonomy places the organism in Eukaryota, Metazoa, Arthropoda, Insecta, Coleoptera, Nitidulidae. Bases 95 to 9526 code for a protein of 3143 amino acids.